This is a messenger RNA of Syzygium oleosum, 1111 nucleotides long. RefSeq names its product succinate dehydrogenase [ubiquinone] iron-sulfur subunit 3, mitochondrial. Gene Ontology annotation, cellular component: mitochondrion. Gene Ontology annotation, molecular function: 2 iron, 2 sulfur cluster binding; electron transfer activity. Lineage: Eukaryota; Viridiplantae; Streptophyta; Magnoliopsida; Myrtales; Myrtaceae. Gene Ontology annotation, biological process: respiratory electron transport chain; tricarboxylic acid cycle; aerobic respiration. The transcript has 5 exons. The record is from RefSeq and is a predicted model, not a curated record.
UUCUUCCCCGUACCUUCCGAACACAUUUCGGUAAUGCAAAAACCAGUUGUCCAGUCGCCGCGCAAGAACGCACAUCAUCUGCAGCACACUUGUAUUGCAGAAUCCAUCAGGAACCCAACAGAGAGAGCGAGAGAGAGAGAGCGAGCGAGAGAGAGGGAUGUCGAAGAGCUUGUUUCGCUAUGCCUACGAGAGAGCAGCUGGGUUAUUAGAGCUGGGCAAGAAGGGCGCCCAGCCGACGUCCCAGAAGUUCCCAGUUCUUGAAGGCCACCCAGCAGGGCGGCGACAUGCAGAGCAAGCGAUGGAGGCGUUCGAGAUGGUCGGGAAGGGGAGGGGAGAGACGUUGAAGGAGUUUCAGGUCUUCAGGUGGAGCCCCGACCGCCCUCACCACAAACCCUACCUUCAGUCUUACUUCCUUGACUUGACCAACUGUGGUCCUAUGGUGUUGGAUGCACUCCAGAAGAUAAAAGCCGAGUACGACUCGACGCUGAGCUAUAGGAGGUCAUGUAGGGAAGGGAUAUGUGGAUCGUGCGCCAUGAACAUCGAUGGGACCAACACCGUGGCUUGUCUUAAGCCCAUCGACGCAGACACUUUCAAGCCCACUACCAGCACUCCCCUCCCGCACACUUUUGUCAUCAAGGACCUCGUUGUCGACAUCACCAACUUCUAUCAGCAGUACAAGUCAAUUGAGCCAUGGCUUAAGACAAGACAUCAGCCUGAAGAUGGUCGGGAAUACCGGCAAACUCCGGCGGAAAGAAAGAGAUGGGAAUACCGGCAAACUCUGGCGGAAAGAAAGAGAUUGGACGGGCUUUAUGAAUGCAUAUUAUGUACGUGCAGUAGCAGUUCAUGCUCGUCCUAUUGGUGGAAUCCAGAAGAGUUCUUGGGACCAGCCCCGCUUCUCCACGCUUAUAGAUGGAUAUGUGAUAGUGGUGACGAAUUUGCUGACGAGCGACUCUAGGCACUAACGGAGGACCAAAAGAGGUUGUACAUAUGCAGGACGAAAAGGAAUUGCACCAAGACCUGUCCGAAAAGCCUUGACCCUGCCGGUGCUAUUCACAAGAUGAAGACCUGGCAUUUACUUUCGGUGCCGGUUGAGAAGGCCGAGAGUCGCUGA